UCCAGGUCCAGUGCCUCAAUCGUCCUGCCCGGGCCUGCUGCCGGCCAGCCGAUCUAAUUGAUUGACAGACGUUACCCCCUUAUGACCACUUCUCCGAUUUGACCACUGUGCAGCGGAGAGUUCGCACGUGAUGCAGCCUCAACGACUCGAACUUGACCUCAACCAUCAUCAACUGCCAGGAGCAUCCAAGGAUGUCCUUCCGUAGCCCUGGGCUUGUAUCGUUUGCUGGCCUUUCGUGUGCCUCCGCCGCAAGCUUUUGGCACUCGACAACGCCUCCAUUGCUGCUCUCGUUCGCCAUCUGAGCGCGAUGAGAUUCGACAUGCAUCGAGAAGAACUCGCUUGCGUCUGCGUCUUCACGUCCAUCGUGUCUUCCCACAGAAGACCCUCCGACUCCUUGGACACUCCCUUGACCCGGCUCUCCGCUGAUGGAGUCCCGUUCCGGCUGUCCUCGGUCGGUGUGCGAAAUCCAGCGCCGAGCUUGCCACGCGGAUCGGCCGAACGCUCGUAGGGGACCUGGAUGGAUGGAGGCGCUGCGCUCGUCGCUCGAGAUGGGUUGCGCUAUACCUGUCUGGGCGCGUCCUUGUGUGUUUCAGUGGGUAGCUGAACGUGCCUGCUCGGGGGCAUGAGGGACAGAGCCUGCGUUUUCGGGCCUCCGAGUGAAUUAGGAGAGAACGUCAUGCUGGAAUCCAAAUCACUUUCGACUUUCUUCGAGUGGGGAUGGACUGCUUUGGUCGUGGAGGGCAUAUAUCGCCCGUUCACAGCGCAUGUCGACUUGUGUUCGACCAGCUUCAGCCUGCGAUGGAACGUCACCACGCGCUACGUCUUCUGCCCAGCUCAGGGUGGAUGGAUUCGACUUCAAGUGCGCCCAAAUGCCUGCUCGGUUGGGCAACAACUGCAGCGUGAAACACGUACGAUGUGCUGCACGAAAGAAAGCAGAGGUUCAUUCGAGUGCUGCUAUCGAAUGUCUUCACUGUCCUCAUCCUUGUUCUCAAACAACUUCGGGUCCGACUUUCGUUGUCAUCGGCGGAAACUCCGAUCCUCAUACUUGCAAUUGGACGAAACAGCCUCCGCAGCUCUCCCGUGACGGAUCAUCACCACGUUCCACAACUUCUACGGCAGAGUCUCCAGGUCGAGAAUCGUGUCACAUCGCCUAAUGUUUCGCUGCUCUCCGUGGAGAAGAAUCGCAUCGGCCUGGACGCUCACGUACGAGACCUGUCACGAGACCCUCCUGUGGUCUGUGUUCUACGAGUCUCGAAUGCUCCUUCCGAUGCCGACGAUCCAUCUUCGUCUCACUUUUCUUUCGCAAAUCUAGCACUACUGCCCCCGUCGUCAUCUUUUGGGGCCGGUCGCGCCACAUCUGACGUUGUCGGACCACUGCUUUUUGACCAUGCACGUGCAUGCUCCUCAUGGCGGCUGCAAGACUUGCAUGGAGUAUUCAGGAGAGAUUGGUCAAGCCCGAGAACGUGUGGGGCGGAGGAGGACAGUUGCCGGUGCGCCCGGCUACGUUCGACUGCAGUUAGCACCGCUGACGCGGACGUUCCAGCAUGAGCGAACGAGCUUGAAUGACCGACUCGGCCGACUUGAUGUCAUCCGGCCGGCCACCGAUGACCCAAAUGGCCCGAAUUUUCUGGAUCAUGACGUCAUUCUUGCAAAUCAUUUCCUAGUUUUGACUCCCUAGAUCCGUCCAUCAUGCCAUGCCCAGUCAUAAAAGGAGCUAGUGGUCUUCAUUUCUUCCACUUUUCAUCGUCUCAUCCUCAAGGACACUACAUCACCUAUCCGAAACAUGACCGAUCGCUCGACUUCUCGUGGACGGGAGCCUGUGACUUCUUCCGGGCGCGGUGGACUGGGCAACAUGCGCCCCUCCUCAAUGUCGCUCGAGCGUCCCACCACAGGCCCUGAUGACUUUUCUGACACCCGUGGCCGCGAGCCUCCCGUCUCCAUUUCGGAAAUCCGCUCCACUGGCCGGGGCGGUGCAGGCAACUUCCGCUCUCCCUCGCGCGAACCACGGGAUAACCAAGACGUCCGUGUCCCUGCUGAGCGCGAAAUCAUCAAGGCGCAUGAAGAGCUGGAGCAGAAUGCGCUGUUCUCAACCGGCCGGGGCGGGGCAGGAAACAUGAGCCGGUCGCGUUCGCGAGGACCCGAGGGUCUAGCUUCCCCGCCCCAUUCCGCUGUCCCUGUAUUGCACUCGAGUGGGCGAGGUGGGGCGGGGAACUUUGCGCCGGGACCGGCGCCAGUUUUUGAGAGAGGACGCGCACCGGUGCCCGAAGGAGUGUGCGUUCCCUACUCUGGCGAUCUUGGUCGCGCGGUGGCUUACGCGAUCUUGCAGGCAUUCGACGGGCCGCGGUGGUCUAGCGAAUCUGACAACUUCUCCCAGCUCCAGUCCCGCUCGGAGGGCGGUUCGUGCACACCAGGAGCCGGGCGAGUAUCAGCGCUCCGGACGUGGCGGUGCGGGCAACACCCGAGAUCGCAGCUCCAGUGCGGGCCGUGAGCGCAGUGCCAGCAAGGAUCGCCUCGCUGGACUGUGGAGCAAGAUCUCGCAUUCGCAUCCGGAGACGAUACACGAAGACGGCCAGUCUGGGCCUGGAGGUCUGCUCGGCGGUAUCGGCUACGGCGCAGCCGGUGGAGCGCGCCCUCCGCUGUAACUUCUCGUGGUGCUUGCGGAGCCUGUGAACGACCAUCACAUCCAUAUGACAAAAGUACAUACGCUCACAUAUCAUACUACAAAAGUACCCUAUAUCUUCGACGUAAACAACCUACCGUUUGCGUAGUCAGUAGCCUAGAGUAGGAUGUAACAUCCCUCGCUCCAGUCAACAUCGCAGGCCUUGAAGAGAAAUGAUAGGGACUGACACUAAGGCACCGAUCGGCAGUCAGACCCAUGUGACUCAGCACGAUUACCUCCUGUCAAUUUUCUCCCCCGCGCCCACUCUCCGUUGCCCGACCUUGGCGUCUUUCUGGUAUUAUCUGGAACUUCAGAAACCCUCAUUAAGUCGACCUCAACGUCUAAAUUGUCAAUCGUGGAGGCACCACCUUCAAAAUCGAUGCCAGCUCAUCAAACUCGCUUUCGCGCCUACGCCCAUCCACGCACUAUCCGCAAGCCGGAGCGUCAGAGGAGAGCGCGUUUACGACUCUACUGGGAUCUAAAAAACUGCAUAAUAGCAUUUUCUGGCCGACCUCUUUCGCCCACUCUUCAUUCGAGUUCGUGGGGGUCAUUUACUUCCCGAUGCUUAUCAGUCCUUGGAACCUCCAGCGUCAAACUCUAGCGCGUCUCUUGAGCCUCAUAGGCUACAAAGACACUCUGGAUAAAUGCUGAAUUUGCUUGGUUUCGCAACCUAGAUGACGGGAUCUGACCACAUCUCAGCUUUGGAGUGUACUGGAAUACGUGGCCCAUGCACUUCCGGAGGACCGAUCGUUCUUGGAAUUCUCACUUUCAAGCUCUUAGGCGUCCUUGGAGUCAUACACGCUAUGGGUCUCCCUCAAACACCCUCUGAGUGACGAUCUUUCCGACUUUCCUUGUUAGGCCCGACUUUGUCUUAUCUCUCGCGCAAACUGCAUGCCUGCCCCGAAGCUGCUUGACAUGAAGAUUCUACUUGGCUGUGAUCGGUGGUCCUACUCUCGAUAGUAACUGACAUCGUCGCUCCUUGUCCUGCCAAGGUACACAAAAGGCAAAAGACGGAUGGUCAAAGCGCACGGGCCACUCGAGGGUCCGCUCAAUCGAUCGCGAUGGCCGGCCACCGCUCAUUGGUCGUCCAUAUUGGAUUGCCGUUGAUGCGUAGUCCGAGGGAUCCUCGGGGCUAGGGGGGAACGUCAAUUUCGCAAAGCCCGUGCGCUUGGAUGAGGAUGGGGCCGGCUACUGUCAAAAUCUGGCCAGAAAUGUGCACCGAUCGUGCAGGGAACAUUCAUAAGUGUGAUGCUCCCCGCUACAGUGAAAGAAAGAGUGGACCCGUGGUCAAAGUCCAGCGUUGUCGACCCUCUGCUUUGACGAAUCGACCUCGACCGCCGUCAAGAUCCGGACGCUUGCAGUGACUCUCCAACGUCCGGAACAUUCAUAACUAGGAAUGUAACGCUCUCUGAAAGAACGACCGCUGCCCUAGCAAUGCACGACCGCUGGGCUUUCUGUGCUUUGACGCGGUCUGUAAUCCUUCAAAUGCCGAACGGGCCUGAAGCCUUAUUCCCCCUACUGCAGCCCAGCACAGCAAGCCUCCUCCGUGACAUAUCACGCUUUUCCAUUGACAUUCCGGGCGGAGUUCGGCGACGCAAUCAGUCCUGCAGCUGUUUGCGCCUAUUUGAGCGACCACUCUCAACCCCAGAUUGCUUCACUGCUCACCCUCACGAUCUUCUCUACCACUUCUGUCCUCUCAUCGUCACAGCCUACGCCAUGCAGCCCAUUCCACAAUACAACACCCCGGCGUCGAGCGGCUGGCCCGCCGAAUCCUACCCUGUCCUGCCAAAUGCUGGCGGACAGUACCAGGACGGGAUGCACCUUGCAUCAUUCAAUCCCUACCCUUCUUACGACAAUGGCGCGCUCGACCAGCAGCAGAACAUCGGAAACGAUGGGACCCAGCCAUCGGCCUUCCCCUACCCUCCUUCGGUCCCCGGCAGCUUCAGCGAGGCCUGCCAGGGGCCCAUGCCCUCUCACGACGAGCAUCAACCGACGGACGAGAACACCUGGAACUUUCCCCAGCUCAACGGGCUCGCAGGUUAUCCUCUGGAUAACGCGUCCCUGGUGGGUGCUCCGCGAGACUACCAUGGCACCGGGCCCUCGACCUCCCUGAUCGCUGAUGCCUCUGCGUUCCCCAUCGACUUCCAGCCUCCAGCGCUUCCUGCAACCCAUCAGACUGCCUACCCGACCGAGGUACCGGGAUCAUUCAACCCCUUCGACUUGGAUCAAGUCCACGCUCAAGGAAUCGAAGGAUCUCUGCACCUGGGUGCUAGCUCGUUUGCCCAACUUCCCGCUGCCGACACAUCUAACACAGCCACCAUCGGGCCGAACGAGGCCUACUCGUUGACGUAUCUUCUCGGCGACACGGGCACGACGCUGGAUGAUAAUAGCAUCUGGCCCGCGUCCAACAUUCAACUGACAGGAGCAUCAAUCAGCUCCCACCACAUUCCUUCCACCACCGCCUCCAGCUCGCGGAUUCAAACCUCCGCUCCCGUUCCUUACUACCAUAUGGCUGCUCCGCGGGCCGACCGUCACAUGCAGUCCCCGUACUCAUUGAGUCCUCCCAGGACCCCGAUGGCUGGGAUGCCCUACAUGUCGCAUGCCAGACGCCUUGCUGUUCCCGGCCCUACUCCUCGCAUCCUUUCGGCCUCGGCCCCCCACACUCCUUUCUUGUCUGGCUUGCCACUCGCCUCUACGAGCGCGUCAUUCCCGGCUGGCGAUCUGGGCAACUAUCCCUUCGCCAAUCAAUACCCUCAGGCAAACACCCUUCAGCAAUCGACCACUGGAGCUCUUGCCAGUGCGCCUCCGCCGUCUGCUGCCGAUACCUGGUUCUCGCCACCGCUGGAGCCGGUCAUCGGGCCCCGACGGACGCGUGCCGGGGUUGCAAAGGCCCUGCUUCGAUCACAGAAGGCGAGCAGCAGCAGGAAGAGCAAGAUGAACGCGGCCAUGGCUGCCCAGACUGCGAUCGCGGCCGAGGCUGUCGAAGGUCAGGUCCAGCAGUCUGUCGAGAUGGUCCACUGCACGAUGCAUAUGGGAAGGGAAAAAGCGAUCUGCAAUCAGACUGUGGAGGUCACGAAGCUACCGAACCACAUCCGCGAACACCUGCUCGCGCACGUCGGCCCCGUUGCGAUCCUGCACGACGCGAACCCGGAGCGGCUGCACUGCUCGAAGAAUCUGAUCAAGAGGGCGGAUCUGGGCCUCACGUGUUUCUGGCCUGACUGCAAACACGAGUUCACAACUGUGCACCUGAACGACUACACCCGCCAUGUCGCGGACGUGCACUUUACGCUGCAGAAGAGCUGCAAGGCCUGCGGACAUUAUUUCACGCGGUCGACGCUCGCCCACCAUAGACGCCAGGGGGUCUGCUCGGCUCUGCAGCUGAGAAACCAGGAGGCCGGCCGACCGCGCGACGAGGCGGAUGUUUGAAUUUACCGUUUAUGACCUCUCAAGAACUAUGCAUUAUGACUUACUGACCUAUCUGCGAUACACCCCUAUUCCAUACCAUCCCGCGCGACACCUCAUAUCUACUCAUCCGGUGCCUGUAUCCGUAGCCCCUCUCAUUCCAUGUCUACAAUAAAGGUUUGUAUAGUUAAUCAUGUGUGUGAACUCUA
This is a messenger RNA of Mycena citricolor, 6270 nucleotides long. The record is from the annotation of a GenBank genome assembly. NCBI's taxonomy places the organism in Eukaryota, Fungi, Basidiomycota, Agaricomycetes, Agaricales, Mycenaceae.